This is a messenger RNA of Saccharomycopsis crataegensis, 2385 nucleotides long. RefSeq lists its product as uncharacterized. Bases 1 to 2385 code for a protein of 794 amino acids. The record is from RefSeq and is a predicted model, not a curated record. The transcript has a single exon. Lineage: Eukaryota; Fungi; Ascomycota; Saccharomycetes; Ascoideales; Saccharomycopsidaceae.
AUGGAUAGCUCACCACUCUCCAAACUCUGGGAAAUGCCCCAAGAUAUCCUGCCAAAAAUUGAAAAUAUAUUAUCGAAAAGAAAGUUUGGAUCAGAAAAAAUUGUAUUAAGUAGCUGCUCAGCCAAAAAACUAAAGAAAGUUCUAGGCGCCAAAAACCAAAAGUGUGAAAGAACAUCUUUCCGUCAAACAUUUGAAGAUUUUGUUUACCAUUUUCCACCAUUAACAAACACUUCGACCAAACCAUUAGACAAAGAAUUUAAAAUAUAUGAAGAGUUCAAUGCAUUGACUGUUGAAUCUCUAGUGCUUUAUCCAUUGCCUAAUAUUUCCCAAAUUUGCGAAAUUCCGGGAAAGGAAACAUUACUAAUAGAUGCCGAUACGAAAGCAUUUGUUCAAAAGACAUGCUAUUGGAAACAAUAUAUCCCACACAUGAAGCCAUUGGCAAGAAAUGUCUUGCAUUCGACAUCCAAUGCAAAUGAGUUUAUUAUAGAUGACUUGUUGUUCAAGGAUGACUUAGAUUCUUCUUUGCAGUUAAGAGAUUUAAAGCAUGUAUUCACAGAAUGGUCCUCUAUUACACGCUACUAUGAUAUUUUUUCUAUUGAAGAGGAGUUAUAUUUUCUUGAACAAGAUAUUUUAAAUCACAACAGUCAUGAUGCUCGAGAUUUUGCGCCCAAGAAACUUGAAACGCAUGAUAAAUUCACAUUCAGCAAGCCGAUAUUUUACUGCGACUCUGAUGACUUGAAACCUCAAUUCUACUACCUAGAACCGUUAAUGAACGUUACAAAUAUUGAAGGAAGUCUAAAUAAAGAUAUUUCUGACGUGCUAAAUGAGCUUGAAAUCUUUGAAGAAGACAUUGACGUUAGAUUAAUUGAAUUUAAAUUCUCCUUGCCUAUUAUUGAUGACAAACUUGAAGCGGUGGACAGAUCUAUAAAUGAAGCCUUCAAUAUGGAAUGGACCCUAUCAGAUUUCAUUUUGAUGGAUUUGGACUGGAAGCCUAUUAAAGACUUGGAAAAACACAUUUUUCUGGAAGAGACAAUAAAUAACUGCCAGAUCUCAUUUGAAUCCGGAAAACAUGAAGUAAAGAUAUCCAAACUCACAAGAUAUCAAUACGAGUCACUCAUUGAAAAUGAAAGAAAAAUUCUGGAGAAUAAAGAUGAGUUCAAGGAUAUUAACGUAUUAUGUAUUCAAGAAAAGUCUAAUUUUGAUGAGACAUUCAUGCCAGAUACAAAGACUAGAAACUGUACGGCUGAAUUGUUAGGACGAAAUAUGCUUACCAAGAAAUUCAACGAAGAAAUAACUAUGAAUUAUGAUAAUUCAAUGCAAACAUAUCCCUCAUCAAUUUAUAAAACGAGGGAAAAUGAGGUGCAAGAUAAACUCCCAGAUUCCAUUCCCGAAUUUUAUCAAUUGCAUGGAUACUCUAACCCCGAAGAUCUAGCUAGGAGUGAAGCGAAUUGUUCAUCAGAAGAUAAAAGGCUUGAUUUUCACUCAUUUCGUAAUAACAAGGCUCUAUAUAAGCAUAAAAACACUGACAGUGGUCAAUCACUUGAAGAAUUGGAUGAAUUGGUCGAUUACAAGAAAAGGAAACUUUCGGUAGGUGGUAGAUGUGAUGAUGGAUUGAAUAUCUUGAAUGAUAUUUUUGAUCUAUCAAGUGCUAAAAGGCAAUUUUCACAAUGUAGCAAAACUGAUGGCUUCAAUAGUACUUUACCAAGUAUAGCCUUGGAAAAAGAGCCUUGUGUCUUGAAAGAGAUCUAUAAACUAAAUAUUGGCCCGUAUUCUUUCAAUCUAUAUGAUAGCCCCUUAUUAAAUGAUGUGCAGAAUAAUCAAAAGGUUACAAAGAUCUUGAUAGUCAAUUCGAAUAAUUUUCAAAGUAAUUUCAAAGAUGUGCGUACUUUGCACCAAUUGAAUUUAUCUGAGGAACCCAAAUUGAUGAUUUAUGAAACAGAUGAUUUUGGAAUUAGUCAUGAUCUUGACUAUUUAGUCUCGGAAGAUUUAGGGAUCAUGAAAGUUUCAAGUAGCAAAAUUAAUCAGAGAGAUUCUUUCACGGGACAGAAAAUGGUCAUUAGAACUGUUGAUAAGGUACUCAAGGGGGUUAAAAGAUUGAUUUUAUUGAUCAAAUUAGAAGAUUUUUUCAUUCCUACCACACGUUUGGUUCUGGAGUCAGAUCCCUCAAUACAUUAUUAUGAAAAGAAUAUGAAAUUGUUGUCCUCUUUUUUAGAUGAAUUGGAUUCUCUUGGAGUGCUUUGGGUGCUUGUGAAUGACGAGGUUGCAAGAAUAUGUAGUUUAAUCCGCAACUUAGUUGCGUGUGAAGGCAUCCCUCUUAGGGAUAUGCUAAACAUUUAUGAAGUUACUGUUUGUAUUCAAAUGUCUAAUAAUUCCCAUUCAAUAUGA